GUGGGCGCGAGGCCCCCGGCGGCGGCAACGGGAGCAAUGGCGACCGACAGCCGGGAGGAGAAAGAUGGUGAACUUAAUGUUUUAGAUGAUAUUUUGACUGAAGUACCAGAACAGGAUGAUGAAUUGUAUAAUCCAGAGAGUGAACAAGAUAAGAAUGAAAAGAAGGGAUCAAAAAGAAAAAGUGAUCGAAUGGAAUCCACUGACACCAAAAGACAAAAACCUGUUCAUUCAAGACAAAUAAUUUCCAAGCCACUGAGCUCAUCAGUUAGCAAUAACAAAAGAAUGGUUAGUACAAAAGGAAAGUCAGCCACAGAGUAUAAAAAUGAAGAAUAUCAAAGAUCUGAAAGAAACAAGCGUUUGGAAGCUGACCGGAAGAUUCGCUUGUCUGGCAGUUCCUCCAGAGAACCUUAUAAGAGUCAACCUGAAAAGACUUGUCUCCAGAAAAGGGAUCCUGAAAGGAGGGCCAAAUCUCCCACUCCAGAUGGUUCUGAGAGAAUUGGGCUUGAAGUGGAUAGACGUGCAAGCAGAUCCAGCCAGUCUUCUAAGGAAGAAGUGAACUCUGAAGAAUAUGGUUCUGACCAUGAUACUGGGAGCAGUGGUUCUUCUGAUGAGCAGGGAAACAACACUGAAAAUGAAGAGGAGGGAGUGGAAGAUGUGGAGGAAGAUGAAGAGGUAGAAGAAGAUGCAGAGGAAGAUGAAGAGGUUGAUGAAGAUGGAGAGGAGGAGGAGGAGGAAGAGGAGGAGGAGGAGGAGGAGGAAGAAGAGGAGGAGGAGGAGGAAGAAGAAUAUGAGCAGGAUGAGAGAGACCAGAAGGAAGAAGGAAAUGAUUAUGAUACUCGAAGUGAGGCCAGUGACUCUGAUUCUGAAUCUCUUUCCUUCACAGACGGGUCAGUCCGAUCUGGUUCAGGCACAGAUGGCUCAGAUGAAAAAAAGAAGGAAAGGAAGAGAGCUAGAGGCAUAUCUCCCAUUGUUUUUGAUAGAAGUGGAAGCUCUGCAUCAGAGUCAUAUGCAGGUUCAGAAAAGAAGCAUGAGAAAUUAUCAUCUUCCGUUCGUGCUGUCCGAAAAGAUCAAACCAGUAAACUCAAAUACGUUCUACAGGAUGCAAGAUUCUUUCUUAUAAAGAGUAACAACCAUGAGAACGUGUCUCUUGCCAAAGCUAAGGGUGUAUGGUCCACAUUGCCUGUAAAUGAGAAGAAAUUAAAUCUUGCAUUCAGAUCUGCAAGGAGUGUUAUCUUAAUAUUUUCUGUCAGAGAGAGUGGAAAAUUUCAAGGAUUUGCAAGACUUUCUUCAGAAUCACAUCAUGGAGGAUCCCCUAUACACUGGGUGCUUCCAGCAGGAAUGAGUGCUAAAAUGCUUGGAGGUGUCUUUAAAAUUGAUUGGAUUUGCAGGCGUGAAUUACCCUUCACUAAAUCAGCUCACCUCACCAAUCCUUGGAAUGAACAUAAGCCAGUAAAGAUUGGACGCGAUGGACAGGAAAUUGAACUUGAAUGUGGAACCCAGCUUUGCCUUCUAUUUCCCCCCGAUGAAAGUAUUGACUUGUAUCAGGUCAUUCAUAAAAUGCGUCACAAGAGAAGAAUGCAUUCUCAGCCCCGAUCAAGAGGACGUCCAUCCCGUCGAGAACCAGUCCGGGAUGUGGGAAGGCGUCGACCAGAAGAUUAUGAUAUUCAUAACAGCAGAAAGAAACCAAGGAUUGACUAUGCCCCUGAGUUUCACCAGAGACCAGGGUAUUUAAAGGAUCCACGAUACCAGGAAGUGGACAGUUUCACAAAUCUUAUUCCCAACAGACGAUUUUCAGGAGUACGCCGAGAUGUGUUUUUAAAUGGGUCCUACAAUGAUUAUGUGAGGGAAUUUCAUAACAUGGGACCACCACCGCCAUGGCAAGGAAUGACUCCUUAUCCUGGAAUGGAACAACCUCCGCAUCAUCCUUAUUAUCAGCACCACGCUCCACCUCCUCAAGCCCAUCCCCCUUACUCAGGACAUCAUCCUGUACCGCAUGAAGCAAGAUACAGAGAUAAAAGAGUACAUGAUUAUGAUAUGAGGGUGGAUGAUUUUCUUCGUCGCACACAAGCUGUUGUCAGUGGUCGGAGAAGUAGACCCCGUGAAAGAGAUCGGGAGCGAGAACGAGACCGUCCUAGAGACAACAGAAGAGACAGAGAGCGAGAUAGAGGACGUGAUAGAGAAAGAGAAAGAGAACGAUUAUGUGAUCGGGACAGAGACAGAGGGGAGAGAGGUCGAUAUAGAAGAUAAUGCGCUAUGGAAGCACUGAUGGUUUAAGAUAAAAUUUUUUUUCAUUUUCUGUUUUUAUUUUUUUGUGUGUGUUUACAAGUAGUAAGUUUAUUUUCAGCUGUCUACUUAAAAUUCAUUGUGUAGGAGGAUUUAUUAUGACCCUCUUUGUUCCAAGCAUGCCGUAUAAGAACUGGAAAAACUCGAAUCCUCCAGAAUUGCACAGUUGUCAAUUUGAAUUGAAAAUUACAUUGGGUCAGAAUGGAACAGUUCAAGAAUGUAGAUACUGAUUUGUUCUUUAUAAAUGUUCAUCUACUUAAAGUAGUUCAUUCUAGAGUUUUUGUUUUCUUUCUUUUGGAUGUUGAUUGAUGGACUGCCAUGACAUUUUUUGCUUUGCUAUGUUUCUAAAUGUAGUUUGCACACGGUUCAGUAAAAAUAAUGCUGCUAUCAAGUAUGCAAAUAUUGAAGUAUAAUGGAUGGAUUGUAUGGCAGGGUCGUAGCAGCCUCUUUUAUUUUACCUCUUACUCUUAUUUUUUAAUUUCAAAAAGUCACUUUUUACUUUCUCUUUAGUCUUCAAUGAUGAGAGCAAUAUUUAGAAGACAUUGGUAUCUAAUUUUUUAAUCUUUUUAAGUAAAAUAUUAUUUUCCAUAGCAUGGUUGACAUAUUGUUUAGCCUUGCCCUCCAAACUGUAUACAUUGGCUUGGAAUAUUUACAACUUGCGUGUAUGGCAGAGGAAGAUAAUUUGCAUAUUCUGUAUUGCUAAUGUUUUGGAUAAAAUAAAAUUGGUAAAGAUUGACCUAA
This is a messenger RNA of Suncus etruscus (white-toothed pygmy shrew), 3024 nucleotides long. RefSeq names its product YTH N6-methyladenosine RNA binding protein C1 (gene YTHDC1). The record is from RefSeq and is a predicted model, not a curated record. Gene Ontology annotation, biological process: regulation of alternative mRNA splicing, via spliceosome; mRNA splicing, via spliceosome. Gene Ontology annotation, molecular function: mRNA binding; N6-methyladenosine-containing RNA reader activity. Gene Ontology annotation, cellular component: nucleoplasm. Bases 37 to 2247 code for a protein of 736 amino acids. The transcript is spliced from 17 exons. Lineage: Eukaryota; Metazoa; Chordata; Mammalia; Eulipotyphla; Soricidae.